This is a messenger RNA of Closterium sp. NIES-67, 2555 nucleotides long. NCBI's taxonomy places the organism in Eukaryota, Viridiplantae, Streptophyta, Zygnematophyceae, Desmidiales, Closteriaceae. The record is from the annotation of a GenBank genome assembly.
GGUCUCAUUCAAGUAAUCGAGGAGACAGCCUUGCUGUACGUAUCUUGGGCCCUCUCCGUUCAUGUAAAUACCUCAUGCGCCCAGCAUCUCUUGGCCUCAGCGGCACACCUGAUCGCUUCGCAUUCUCCCAUUCCCAACCACUCGUCAACGUCGUCCCCUUGCCCGUCCUUCUCUUGCUGCCACCGCUCGGCUCAGACCGGUUUCGCCUUGCAGCAUGUCGCGCUUGUCCCAGAACAGCUACUAGCUGGUAGUAGUACAACCAGACCUCAGUCUCCCAAACAGUUUCAAUAUUCGACGUAGGCCGAGCUUGUUCUGUAUGAGCACUGCUGCCAUCCGCAUCCACACGAUUCCACCCACUCGCACCAAAGUAUUCCGAGCAGAGAGUUCUCGUUCGAUUGUACGCGCCAGCGCACUCGUAGGCGGCUACCUUCACACCGAAGCCCAUUCACCCGCUCAUGGAGCCCUUCUGGCCCUUCCACUCCAUCGCUGGGACCGCCGCCUCGGCUGCGGCCGCCGAAACCAGAGCGACCGUUGGCGCUCGGCUCAGCGCAGUCCAUGCUGACGCUUCGUCGUGGCGCCCCACGAACGCGGCUCGAUCCCGUCACUCCCGGACUGGCUCAGACCCAGGCGCCGCCCGUCGUCGUUCCGCCGUCGCGGUUAUCGUUGCGCUACUGGCAGUGGCAGUAGUCGCAUCAUGCGCGGUCGUCGCGUUGGUGGGCUCUGGGCACCGUGCCGGCGUUCUUGGCAGCCGCUUCAGCAUGCUCCGCAGAAAGUUGCGAUCAUCCAACUCCGCUGCGACGAUCGCGACGGAAUCAACGACUCAUAUUGGUCGCAGCACGGCGACAGCGACAGCGACAGCGAGAGCCGUCGAUAGCCACUGGAUUGAGCAUGGAGCCCGUCCCGAGGACCCGCCCUCCGUAUCGGACGCGGCGUUGCUGCGGCAGAGUCCGUAUGUGCGGCGACAUGUGAUCGACAUGCGGUCCGAGUCAUCGUGCAAGAUCGUCAUGCCUUCUCCGGAGAUCUCCGCGGAUGCUAACCCAUCGAGUGCCCCUUUCGCGGCGUCGCUCGCCCGCUUCGCCAACUCAACGGAGCGCGUGCUGCUCGUGAUUCCGCGCCACGGACUCGGGAACAGCCUGCGCGGCUUCGUCUCGGCCUUCGUCUUCUCUCGCCUCUCCGGCCGCCGCCUCAUCCGCUUCCAUGGCGGCGCGCAUGGGAAGGUCCUGGACGCGCUCUGCGCCGCGUUUGACUGCGGGUUUGAUGCGAUUCGGGGAGGCGGCGCGGAGGAAGAAGAGCUGCUGGUUUCUCCGGGGAAAAACGGCGCUCCCGCUGGCGGGAAAGGAAAAGGGGGACUCGGCGGAGAGGCGGCUAUGCGCGCCGUGUUGAAGCGGCUCAACUUCGUCGACCUCCAAGCACAGGGCCGCUCGCUGGUGGUCCGUCAGUCUAUACCAUCAGCCGCACCUCUCGUUCUCACCCACAGCGCGCGCAACUUUGAUGGUUUCUGGCGGCACUACCCCGCGGUCAAGCGCUGCGUGGCGGCAGCAUUCAAUUGCAGAGAGGGCGAUGUGUGGUGCGUGCACUCCCACGCGCUGCAACAGCUGCUGCCCCGACCUUCUCCUUCUCUUUUGUCUGUCUUACAAGCGGUGGUGCGGCGCCGAAGGCAUAUGGGAGGAGCUGGUUCUGUGGCAGGCGAAGACGUGGGUAGCGACUUGGCACAGGCAGGCUUUAUGUUUGACAUUGCUCUGCACUUGCGCACGCGGCCCUCGUCUAUUGAAGGAACGGGUGAAGCUGGCACCAGGCGCAGCAGCAGCAGGGGAGAUGAGAGCGCACAAUUGAUCAAAGAGCUGGCACAUGUGGGGUGUGUUGACAAUGAUGACACUGAGAAAAAAGUUGCCCAGGCGAAUGCAUCCAGUGCGUUCCUUCAGCGCUGCCUCUGGUCGUGCCUUGACAGUGCUAUCCGUGAGGUGGCAAAGCAGCAGGGGAAGCCCAUUGCACCCCUUUCUGAUGGUUCCAACUCUUCCCCUUUUCGGCCACUCUCCAUAUUCUUGGCCACUGACAGCGAGGAGUUGAGAGGCGAGUUUGUCAAUCGCCUAUCAGCCUACGGCGACGUGUAUUACUCAACAGGUGCUGUUGUGCACUCCGCUAAGACUGCUGUGAAAGUGAAUGAUCAAAGGGGGGAAGGUAAUGUAGCUGCUAACUCGUCAGGCGUGACCACUACAACCGAGUACCCUAGUUCCACAGAGCCUGAAGCAGGUGGCAGCAGUUUCAGCAGUGCUACUGGCAGCCCCAAGGGAAGACUCGCUUGGAAUUUGCCAACGAUGGGGGAGUUUUUCCUGUUGAGUAGAUCGCAUACCAUCAUUGAGGCUGGUGAAUAUGUAAGCUCCUUUGCGCAUCAAGCUGCCCUGCUAGGCAACGGCACAUUGGCAGGAAUCAAGUGGGGCAGGGAUGGAAAUGGAAGCUGCUCAAUUAACGUGGUGCAUCAAGCGCUUUAGCUGGACUGAGCUGUAAAAUACGACCUUAAUAAUGCGUGAAGGAUAUGCAAUGCAUCUGUUUGGAUA